AUGGCGACUAAUUCAAACUAUCUAUCUGGAUCUGCCGACGCUGUCGUUGUCUCUGCACAAGAUGCCGCCAACAGUAGAACCAAACCGGUAUCGCCAAAGAAGAUUCUGAUCCAAAAGUAUCACGAGGAUCUCGAGGCUCUGAUGAUCAGAAACUACUCUUCUCGUCUAUUUCUGACAUGGAUCUACAAGAACUCUAGUCCACCAGUGCUCACACCCAUUCCAAAUAUCAAUAUUACAAUGCCAUCACCUUUGUCACUCCCAUUAUUUAUUCACCAGCAACAACAACCAAACAACUUUACUACCGAUACCAACAAAAUACUUUCUCCACUUACCACACCACUCGCUGAUAUCGAGAGAUACAUCAAUCGAUUGUUGGACACCAUCUCGAAUGUGAUCCAUUUCUUCUAUGUCCAGAACUGCAAGAGACACACCGAGUUGGUACAACAACAAUUCAAAAACAAUCCAAAUCAUAUUUUUAACAAACAAAACAAAACAAUUCACAGCAACAUCAACAAUAGUAAUAAUAAUACCGAUUACAACUCGAUCUUUGUUGGUUGCAUAUACUAUGCAGAUCUCUUUGUCAGAAAGAAUAGCAAGUCUUCCAUUUCCAUUUUAGAUAUUUUAAUUACAAGUAUUAUAAUCACAAUUAAGAUGUGGAUUGAAGAAAAGAUGAGUGUCAAUAAGUAUAUGUCCAAGAUUUUCGGAAUCUCGUUGGCACAUAUCAACCAACAAGAAAUCAACUUUUUGAAAUCGAUCGACUAUCAAAUCUAUCUUCAUGAAAAAGAUAUUAAAUUAUUCACCGAUAUAAUCCACAAAUCAUCUGUACAAAAAUCAUCAAAUGAAAAUGAUCAACAAACUAACAAUAAUACCAGUAGUAAUAACAAUAUACCAAAUAAUAUAACACAAUCGAAUAAUAAUAACUCAUUAAAAUGUAUAAACAAUAAUAAUAAUGAUAAUACUUCAUCAGUACCAUCACAAUCAGCAUCAAAUACACCAGUACUAUCACAAUCGUCUGGAUCCACUACCACCACCUGUAUUAUAAUUUCACCGGAUAUCAGAUCGUCUUCAUCCUCACCUUCCAUUGCACAACCAUCUUUAACAUCAUCUUCGUCAUCGUGUUUGACAACGCCAACCAUCAGAUAUAAUAAUAAUCAUUAUCAUCAUCAACAUAUUUCGUCAUCUGCAUCUGCAUCUGCAUCGCUAUCACCCAUCUCCAUUGUACCAUCUUCACCAAAUACACCACAACAUAUAUCAAAGCAGUCAGCAUUGCUACAACCAUCAACAUCAAACAAAAGAAAACCUCUAUUCCAAAAUAUAACUUCAACACCAAACAAACUAGAAUCAUAUACACAACAACCAAACUUAAAAGUAAACACACCUACUACUACACUUGUUCUUUGUUCAACAAGACACACACCAAACAACAUCAACAACAACAAUAAUAAUAAUAAUCAUAACAACAAUAUUAUAAUUACGAACAAAUCAAACGACUUGCUCAAUAAUAAUAAUAAUAACAAUAAUAUAAACACAAGCAAUGAAGAAGAUGAAGACUAUUAUAAUUUCGAUAUCAUUGAAGAACCAAGAAAAAGAAUAAAAGAGAUUGUAUCCUUUUAG
Messenger RNA from Heterostelium album PN500, 1614 nucleotides. RefSeq lists its product as uncharacterized. The record is from RefSeq and is a predicted model, not a curated record. The transcript has 2 exons. Gene Ontology annotation, molecular function: protein kinase binding. The coding region runs from base 1 to 1614 and encodes 537 amino acids. Lineage: Eukaryota; Evosea; Eumycetozoa; Acytosteliales; Acytosteliaceae. Gene Ontology annotation, biological process: regulation of cyclin-dependent protein serine/threonine kinase activity.